This is a messenger RNA of Drosophila willistoni, 1487 nucleotides long. RefSeq names its product COP9 signalosome complex subunit 2 (gene alien). The record is from RefSeq and is a predicted model, not a curated record. Bases 110 to 1444 code for a protein of 444 amino acids. Gene Ontology annotation, cellular component: COP9 signalosome. NCBI's taxonomy places the organism in Eukaryota, Metazoa, Arthropoda, Insecta, Diptera, Drosophilidae. The transcript is spliced from 6 exons. Gene Ontology annotation, biological process: protein deneddylation.
UUGUUUUGCAGCCCUAAUCGAUAUAUCGUACAUCUCUAGUGUUUUGCAAAUUGUCGGCGUUUUUUUUUCAUUUCAGUAAAUACAAAAUAAAUAUAAAACUACAGGCAAAAUGUCUGACAAUGAUGAUGAUUUCAUGUGCGACGAUGAUGAGGAUUAUGGCUUGGAAUAUUCGGAAGAUAGCAACUCGGAACCGGAUGUAGAUCUAGAGAAUCAGUACUAUAACAGCAAAGCUCUGAAAGAGGAAGAACCAAAAGCCGCAUUGGCCAGUUUUCAAAAGGUUCUCGAUCUGGAGAAUGGCGAAAAGGGGGAAUGGGGCUUCAAGGCAUUGAAGCAAAUGAUAAAAAUUAAUUUUAGAUUGUGCAACUUUGAUGAAAUGAUGGUGCGCUAUAAGCAAUUGCUUACCUACAUUAAGAGCGCUGUGACUAGGAACCACUCGGAGAAAAGCAUUAAUUCCAUAUUGGACUACAUAUCUACUUCAAAGAAUAUGGCCCUGCUACAGAAUUUCUAUGAGACAACUUUGGAUGCUUUACGUGAUGCCAAAAAUGAUCGUUUGUGGUUCAAAACAAAUACCAAAUUGGGUAAACUAUAUUUCGAUCGCAGUGAUUUUACGAAAUUGCAAAAAAUACUCAAACAAUUGCAUCAAAGUUGUCAAACCGAUGAUGGAGAGGAUGAUCUCAAGAAGGGCACCCAAUUGCUUGAGAUCUAUGCAUUGGAGAUACAAAUGUAUACGGUUCAGAAGAAUAAUAAGAAACUGAAGGCUUUGUAUGAGCAAUCUUUGCACAUUAAAUCGGCUAUACCGCAUCCCCUGAUCAUGGGCGUUAUACGUGAAUGCGGCGGCAAAAUGCAUUUAAGUGAGGGUGAAUUCGAAAAGGCACACACCGAUUUCUUUGAGGCCUUUAAAAACUACGAUGAAAGCGGCUCACCCAGGCGCACUACUUGCCUUAAAUAUUUGGUUUUGGCCAAUAUGCUAAUGAAAUCGGGUAUUAAUCCCUUUGAUUCGCAGGAAGCUAAACCCUAUAAGAAUGAUCCAGAAAUUUUAGCCAUGACAAAUCUGGUUAACUCGUAUCAAAAUAAUGAUAUCAAUGAAUUUGAAACCAUUUUACGUCAACAUCGCAGCAACAUAAUGGCCGAUCAAUUUAUACGAGAGCAUAUUGAAGAUUUAUUGCGUAACAUACGUACUCAGGUGCUGAUCAAAUUGAUUAGGCCAUACAAGAACAUAGCCAUACCCUUCAUAGCCAAUGCCCUAAACAUUGAACCAGCUGAAGUGGAAAGCCUUUUAGUGUCCUGCAUACUCGAUGACACCAUCAAAGGUCGCAUCGAUCAGGUCAAUCAAGUACUUCAAUUGGAUAAAGUUAAUAGCAGUGCUGCCCGUUAUAAUGCCCUGGAGAAAUGGUCCAACCAAAUCCAAUCACUGCAAUUUGCUGUUGUCCAAAAAAUGGCUUAAUAUUCUGCAUAAUCGACAUAAAGUUAUUCAAGUCGCAAAAGUA